Molecule: messenger RNA, 1683 nt
Organism: Zingiber officinale
Lineage: Eukaryota; Viridiplantae; Streptophyta; Magnoliopsida; Zingiberales; Zingiberaceae
Product: lariat debranching enzyme-like
Exons: 10
Coding region: 154-1416 (420 amino acids)
Biological process (GO): mRNA splicing, via spliceosome
Cellular component (GO): nucleus
Molecular function (GO): RNA lariat debranching enzyme activity
Source: RefSeq, a predicted model, not a curated record
CUAUAUUACUCUCGGCCGCCGCUCGCAGUCGCCGCCAGCCUCCGCGCAGCUCCGCCUCGACGCAGCAACUCAGAUCUGACCAAUCCUCGUUAUCGCGACCGCUGAGCUUCGAUCGUCAACACGCUAGUCGUGUACACUAGGCUCCAUCUAACGAUGAAGAUAGCGGUGGAAGGAUGCUUGCACGGGGAGUUGGAUAAGGUUUACGCCACGAUUCAGCAUAUCGAGCAGGUGGAGAACACGAAGAUUGACCUUCUUCUUUGUUGCGGCGACUUUCAGGCAGUCAGAAAUGAAAAUGAUCUUGAAAGCUUAAGUUGCCCACCGAAGUAUCGAAGUAUGAAUUCAUUUUGGAAGUAUUAUUCUGGGCAAGCAGUAGCUCCAGUCCCAACUAUAUUCAUUGGUGGGAACCAUGAAGCAUCAAAUUACUUAUGGGAAUUAUAUUAUGGUGGAUGGGCUGCACCUAAUAUUUAUUUCUUGGGCUACUCUGGUGUAAUCAAGUUUGGCAACAUAAGAAUCGGUGGACUCUCUGGGAUUUAUAAGUCUGGACAUUAUCAUCUAGGACAUUUUGAGAGACCUCCAUAUACUGAUAGGGAUCUUCGGUCUGUGUAUCAUAUUCGUGAAUAUGAUGUAAUGAAGCUCAAGCAAAUUAAGGACCCAAUAGAUGUUUUCAUGUCGCAUGAUUGGCCUGUUGGUAUUUAUGAAUAUGGAAACUCAAAGCGUCUUGUUCAACACAAACCAUUUUUUAAAGAAGAGAUCGAGAAGAGAACUCUUGGUAGUAUGCCUGCUGCAGAGCUGCUGAGCCAACUGAAGCCUCAGUAUUGGUUUUCAGCUCAUCUUCACUGCAAAUUUUCAGCUGUUGUUAAGCACAAGGAGGAUGAUUCUAUAACAAAGUUCCUAGCCCUUGACAAAUGCCUUCCAGGUCGGAGUUUUUUACAGAUUAUUGAUAUCAACUCUAACUCAGGACCUCAUGAAAUUCACUAUGAUGAUGAAUGGCUGGCGAUAACAAGAAAAUUUAAUAGUGUCUUUCCAUUGAGCAGAAAAUCUAUUCGCUUUAGGUCUGAACAGUAUGACAAACAAAUCUAUUGUGAGUGGGUGAGAAAUAAACUAAAUGCCAGAGGAGCCAGACCAUUUGAUUUUGUGCAGACUGUUGCACCUUUUCACCCUUCUCAGCCAUUCAACAACAGAUCAACUACAGGACAUUGUCGGAACCCCCAGACAGAGUCAUUGUUGGAGUUUUUAGAGCUCCCUUAUCUUCUUGAUACUGCUGUAGAGACCAAUACACCAACUCAAAAUAAAAAUACUGUUGAUUCUAGAGAUUCUUGGAAUCAAUAUCAGGACGAUGGUAAAUCUGCUGGAGAUGAGAAUAUUAUUGAGCUCGAUGAAGUUGAAGAUGAAGAUGAAGAUGACGAAGAUGUAUGACAUCACAAGUUGCUAUUAGCUCCUGUUGCCAUUAGCUGGCUUUUUCUCCGUGUAAAAUAUCACUAAGCAUGUUUAUACUCUUGAUGAUUGUAUCUAUAGAUUUGCACUGUGGAAAUUACAGAAGCUUCUCUAGCUUGUUUUGUAAAGAUGCCUAAUCGUUUAAGGACGAAUUGAAACACUCUAAUUUUUACCUUUGAUAUUGGUUUAGAUUCAGUAGAUGACUUGUAAAGGGAUAAUUAUCUAUCGCAAGGACAGAAAUUUGUGUUA